AUGACGCUCAUGUCUGAUCUUCCUUGGGAUUUGGUAAAGGAGAUACUUUCUAGGACUUCUAUAACUUCUCUCAGAGCGAUUGGAUCCACUUGCAAACGAUGGAACACUCUAUCCAAAGAUGAGAGCUUCACAAAGAAGCACCUUGGUAAAGCAACCAAAGAGUUUCUGAUGAACAUGACUUGUGAAAAUGAUUAUGAAUCUGAUCUGGUUUCACCUACGAGAUUCAAUCUCCAAAACAUCAAAGAUUUGCCAUCAUCUCUAAAGAAGAUAGGUAAUAAUAAUAUGCUUUGCCCAGUCCAGAUACUUAGUAUCUAUAGUUGUGACGGCUUAUUGUUAUUAGUCACUGCUGAUAACUUGGGGCUGGACCAGCUGGUGGUAUGGAACCCGUAUUUGGGUCAAACCAGAUGGAUCGAAACCAAAAUCCUUCAGUAUGGACGGUAUGCUAUAGGACGGUAUGCUAUAGGAUAUGAUAACAAGAAGAACCACAAAGUCUUGAAGGUGUUCUUUUGGUCUGAUAUAAAGCCCCAAAUCUACGAUCUUAACUCUAAUUCGUGGAGGGUUCUUGGUAUCACUUGUAAGUGUUACUCUUCGUUAGAAAAAGGCAGAGGCGCAUCCCUGAAGGGAAAUACUUACUUUGUUGCAGAGAAUGAGAAAAAAAUAUUCUGUUUUGAUUUUACAACGGAAAGAUUUGGACCUUGUUUGCAUCUGCCCUUUGAUUUUGUUGGUACGGAUGUGACUUUAUCUUGUGUUAGAGAAGAGCAACUUGCGGUAUUUGCUCAUAGCUGCGUGACAGGUACAUAUAAGAUGGAGAUAUGGAUUACAACUAAGAUUGAUCCCAAUGCAGUGUCGUGGAGCAAAUUCUUUAAAGUUGAAGUUCAAAUUGAUGGUUAUUAUAAUCUUUUUCUAUACCAGUUUGAAGUUCAAAGUUUUUUCAUUGACAAGGAGAAGAAAAUAGCAGUGGUUAGUGGUAUAGACGACUGUGACAUUUUGGGCUACGACAAAUCUAUCGUGGUGGGAAAGGAUGGGUACUUCGAAAAAACGAAUCUCGGAUAUGUGUUCUCUUAUGUCCCAAGUUCGGUGCAGAUCCAGUAA
This is a messenger RNA of Arabidopsis lyrata subsp. lyrata, 1092 nucleotides long. RefSeq names its product putative F-box protein At5g51000. Bases 1 to 1092 code for a protein of 363 amino acids. The transcript has a single exon. Gene Ontology annotation, molecular function: protein binding. NCBI's taxonomy places the organism in Eukaryota, Viridiplantae, Streptophyta, Magnoliopsida, Brassicales, Brassicaceae. The record is from RefSeq and is a predicted model, not a curated record.